CUGGACUAAUACCAUGACCCGUUGACUAGAUCUAGGGCGAGUGUUGAUACGAUGUGUGUUGUGUGUAGACUGGCUAGUGUUGAUACGAUAUGUGUUGUGUGUACACUGGCUAGUGUUGAUAAUUUUUGCUCGUAGUCUUUUGUUGGACCACAGAAACACACUGUUUAAAAAAUGCAACGUAAACAUGACAUUCAAAGGAAGGAUUUCUACCAGUCACGUUCCUCUGGCAACAAGAAAGUCUCUGAGAGUUCUAGACCCGAAGAAAGAUGGGUCAUAGCUAGAAAUUCUUUGCUGACUGCCUUCGGCUUGGCCUCAACCUACUACGUCCUCUACUUUAUGUAUCCGGUUCCGGUGCCACCGCUUUCAACUCCCGCAGACAGGAUGGUCUUCACGCUUCGGCUCCAGAGCCUCUCCUGCAUUACCUUGAUCUGCGGGAUCCUCUACGUGGCCUUGACCCGCUUGCACACGACCGCCAUUGACCCCAUCGAAGGUCACGGAGAGCACCACGUGGCCCUAGGGGUCCGUUACCUGACCAACACCAUGGAGCAGCUGUUUGUGAGUAUGGUUGGCCAGCUGGUCCUGUCCACUUACCUGACCGAGGCUCAGAUGAAGGUUAUUCCCAUCCUGGUGCUUUUCUUCGUGUUUGGGCGUGUAGCCUUUUUCUUUGGCUACAGAAGGUCAUACCUCCAUAGGAGCGUUGGCUUCGUGUCAACUUUUAUACCCAGCAUAAUCAUGUGGUUAGUCAUUAUUGGACACAUCCUAUCAGACUUGAUGCCUUAGUUUAAUAAGACAUUGAUUCUGCAUUGGGUAUACAGCUUUAAAGGAAGACAACUUCUUCAAUUAUCCAUGUCUAAGUGUCACGUAACAUAAAGCAGCUGUUACACUAAGUUUAUUUUUAGAUGUAUAUUUUGCAGCGCAAGGUCAUGGUUGUAUGUUGUUGACAAGUUUAUUUAAAAAGUUGAAGUUUUUUUCCAUAAGCUUUAAAAAUAGCUUGGAUGAUGCUAGAAAGAGACAAGUGGUAGUAUUUAAAGACUUGCAGAUUCAGUUUAGCUAAAGAUCGAGAAUAGAGUAAAUGAAUUUAAAUUGAAUUGUAUUGUUCAUUUGCGAAUUGUGUAUAUUAUUAAAGUGAUUCCUAGUUCCAGAAUAAAUAUUUAUUUAAAGAAGAUUUCAGUUUUGAAGUUAUACUUUAAAGUAGCCUCUCCGGAAUCAUGAUAGUGUUUGAGGAUUCUUAAAACAUGUAAUAUACUGGUUUAUACAAAAUUAGACUAUGAAACAAAAAAAAAACAUUGUCUAAUCAACACAAUCUCAUCGUAACAUCAACAAAGACACCGUGACCAUCAGUCUCAAAAGUGUCUUGUCAUCUGGCACUUAACCCUUAAAGUGCUGAGCUGUUUUUACAAUGAAUGCAUACAAAAUGAAAUUACAAUUUUGAUGUUUGGGGGGCUAAACUAUCGCGUGCAUCUUAAGGGUUAAACAAAGCGUUACAAUCUGAAUCAAUACGUCACGGAUAGCGAUGUGUGUGUACGUGUAGUCUAAGUUUACUGAAUACGUUUGUUGGGAUGGGUAAGGGUGACUGGCAGUGUGUUAAAGAUUACAUAGUGUGUAGAAAGUGUGUAAUGUCAGACAUAGGAAAUAAAGAAAAUAAAGUGGGAAUGAGUGUGUUGAACAUUUACACUAAGAGUUCAUGAGUUUUCCCACCAAAGUCUCAGACUUAGACUUGGAUUGAAAUAACACUUUGAUACCCGUAAGAAGAGAUUAUCUGAAGACACCGCAGUUUAUAAGAAGAAUAACUCGGUGAAUAGUUUUUUUGGUCGAUUUCAUAGAGCUACAGCCGAACUCGUGGACGACGGUCAGUGGCGUAGCAAGGGAUAUGGGAGCCCUGUGGGGGGCUUGGCCUCUUAGGGGCCCCUGCAUUUUGACAUUCGACAUCAUGACAUAAGAUAACUUACUUAAUAAAUAUGUAAGUCUAAUGUGUGGGGUUCGGACACUCCAACGUUUGGCCCCCCCCCCUCUCAAGUGGGAGCCAGUGGGAUUUUUAAAUUCGGACCCCGACCCUAGCUACACCACUGACGAUAGUGGUGAAAAAAAAAACAGUCUAGAUGAUUAUAAUACUAGAUUUAGAUAAGCUGUACUAAUAUAUUUAAUUUUUUUGUUUUUAGAUCUACUCUAAUAUAAUAAAAUGCAUAAAUUAUGUUCACUCCCA
Molecule: messenger RNA, 2203 nt
Organism: Biomphalaria glabrata
Lineage: Eukaryota; Metazoa; Mollusca; Gastropoda; Planorbidae
Exons: 2
Coding region: 172-780 (202 amino acids)
Biological process (GO): regulated exocytosis
Cellular component (GO): lysosomal membrane; trans-Golgi network membrane
Source: RefSeq, a predicted model, not a curated record